Messenger RNA from Lasiosphaeria miniovina, 660 nucleotides. RefSeq names its product RmlC-like cupin domain-containing protein. Gene Ontology annotation, biological process: L-cysteine catabolic process. The record is from RefSeq and is a predicted model, not a curated record. Gene Ontology annotation, molecular function: ferrous iron binding; cysteine dioxygenase activity. NCBI's taxonomy places the organism in Eukaryota, Fungi, Ascomycota, Sordariomycetes, Sordariales, Lasiosphaeriaceae. The transcript is spliced from 2 exons. The coding region runs from base 1 to 660 and encodes 219 amino acids.
AUGACUGUUGAUCUUGUCCGGAAGCUAGGCUCCAGCGUGGCGAGCUUGUCCUUCGGUUGCAGCGCUACCCCGGACGCCGCCGCCAAUAUGUUCGAUGAUCUCGUCCAGGAAUUGAAAGAUGCCCUCGGCCCGUCGUCGGGACUCACAUCCGACGAUGUCGACUUGGAGCACCUGACGCGGCUGAUGGAGGAGUAUCAGACCGACGAGCGGCAGUGGGCUAGGUUUGCCAUGGGCGACGCGAGCAGAGGUUACACGAGGAACCUAGUCGACGAAGGCAAUGGCAAGAGCAAUCUGCUUGUUCUCGUCUGGUCGCCCGGCAAGGGCAGCCCGAUCCACGACCACGGCAACGCCCAUUGCCUCAUGAAGAUCCUCCGAGGCACCUUGACAGAGACGAGAUAUGGGUUCCCCGACAGCGAUAAGGAGGAGCCGAUGAAGGUGAUAUCAGAAAAGGGGUACCGCGAGAACGAGGUCGCAUACAUGGCUGACGAGCUCGGAGUCCACCGAGUGUGGAACCGGGGCAGCGACUUCGCCGUGUCCCUCCACCUGUACACUCCGCCUAAUGUGGCCAAAGGGGGUUGCCAUAUCUUCAACCCCGACACGGGGAAGAAAAGCCAUGUUAAGAACUGCGGAUACUACUCCGCGUAUGGACAGAAAUUGUGA